This is a messenger RNA of Zophobas morio, 4240 nucleotides long. RefSeq names its product homeobox protein 5-like. The transcript is spliced from 9 exons. NCBI's taxonomy places the organism in Eukaryota, Metazoa, Arthropoda, Insecta, Coleoptera, Tenebrionidae. The record is from RefSeq and is a predicted model, not a curated record. The coding region runs from base 185 to 2869 and encodes 894 amino acids. Gene Ontology annotation, molecular function: RNA binding.
UUUCUCCUACUUCUUAAAUAUUGGUGCAUGGCUUCUCACUCCUCAAGUGCUCCUCAAGUUCUGUCACUUUUUAAUUUUUAUUCCCGAGAUCCCAAGUGUCAAGUGUGCGUCGCGUGUGGUUCAUUGGACAGAACUUCACGGAUUACUUCCAUUUUUGCAUGAGCCAUUCAUUUGUUUCUGUAAGAUGUCAGAUGUGGUUGAUGAUGAAUUAUUAGGUGGUGAAGAUGAAAUAGAUGACAUUUACGAUAUAACCAACGAGAGAGAAGAAGCUCUCCUCCAAGAAGAAGAUGAAUAUUCAAAAAGUAGAGAUGGAUAUGAUAACAGGAAGAAGUCUGAGUCAUACUCAGAAAAUGAAGAACCAGAUGACGUUCUUAAUCUAGAUGUGGAGGAAGAUUUUCAAGAUGACGAUAAACUUUUAUAUGACGAUGAAGAGGAAGAAGAGUCACACAAGAAAAUUGAAACGCAAGUUUCUGUGGAGAAACCACAGAGUCUUAAACAAAAUAUGACUUCUGGUACUAACACGACUGCAAAAACAGUACAAAUGGCUAAGACAUCAGCGCCGCAAGCAAAAAAACCUUAUACUGGACCCCAAAAAUUUAGUGGUAAUAACAAUGCAAUGCAGAGUGACAAAAGAAAAAGAGGAAAUGGACAAAGAAACUUUCAAACAAGGUCAAACUUUGUUAAGAACAAAAUGCAAAGGAGACGAAAUGGAACUGUUUUAAUUAAUCCAAGAUAUGAGGGAACAGUUCAUGUUAAUGAAAAUGAAGCACGCCUAGCUUGGAAAAACCCUCAGUACUCUCAAAAUAAUACUAGUUUUGUGCAGCCAUGGAAUUCUGAAAAUAUGCUACGAAAUUGUGAUUUAAAUUUACAAAGUCAGUUGCUAGUGAGUAAUUUAGUGAAUGGCAUUGCUAAUGGCUUUGCACAGACACCAGGAAAUAUGCUGAUGCCUCAGUCACAACCACAAACUCAACAUUUCUAUAAGCCUCCAACUAAUAAUUAUGAGCAGCCUUUAUCAUAUGAACCUCCUCCAAAUCUUGUAGAAGAUCAGCAUUUAUAUCAUUCACAGAGUAACCAAAACCAGGAUGUCUCAGGGUGGAAUAAUAGAUACAAUGAAUUCAGUCAGGUAACAAAUCAAAUUCAUCAUCCUCCAGUACAACAAUCAUAUUCAAGACAAAUCGAGCAACAGCCGUAUAACAGUCAGCUGUCAAUGAACAGACCGCAAGGAAAUUCUAAACCAUAUAACUCUUCUUACUCCAACUACAAUCGUUACAAUCGGACAAAUAAUCAAAAUAUGGGACCUACAAAAAAUUCAAACAUAGUUAACUCGUAUGAGGGUAAUAACCUAAAUUACAAUAAAUAUAAUACAAGACCGAGUAUGUAUAGUAAUAAUUAUUAUCCACCGCAAACUGGAGAUAAUUAUGAACGUAAGAAUUUAAAUUAUUCUAACUAUCCACCAAAACAGGAGAACUACAAUAACUAUAAUAGUGGAAACUACGAAACUAGAAAUGAUGUUUUAGCAAGAAGUGAUAAUUUAAAUUAUUACAAACAGGAAGUUCAACAAAAUCAGGCAUACUCUAAUAAGGACCAAUGUCAAAAUAGGCCCAUACAACAAGGCCAGUUUAGAAGAAGGGAAAAUACAUAUAUUCCAAAUAAAAACUUUAAACAAGGCAACAGACGACCUAUUAACAAUACUGAAUGCACUGAUUUUAGAGAAGAAUUACCUGAAAAGAAAGUAAAAAUGACUGAAAACAAUCCACAAUCGACUGAAGUUAGUGAGGAAACAGAGGUUUCUAGUACAGAACAAACACAUCCAGUAAGCGUUAAUGUAAUUAAUAAUACAGAAGAACAGGAGGAUGAAGAAACUAGAUUAUAUCGGUUGAAAAUAGAAGAACAGAAACGGGAACGAGAAAGGAUUUUACGAAUAAAAGAAGAAAGAAGAAAACAAAUGAUGCUACAGCGUCAGAAGGAAGAGGAACAAAAGUUACUGAUCCCAGGUUCCGAAGGAUUUAAACAAAAUCCUUUAAAACAAAAUCUACAAAACAAUAAUACCAACAACCAAUCCAUUAAAAGAGAUAUGGUUGAACAUGCGGUUGGAACUAUUCCUGUUCAAAAAAUUAAUCGACUCACGUCGGGCUCUGUUCCAAAUGUAAUCCAACGGUUGGGAAAAGUACCUCAAAGGCAACUUUCUAGGCAAAAUCAGAACUCUACUUUGUCAUCUAUUCCAUCGAACUAUCCUCAACAAACGACGAACUAUUCCGAUAAUUCAAAUUCAGAUUUACCUCCUGAAUUUCCGAAUCUCACGUUCAAAGUUUCAAAUGAUCGUCAGUCGAACGUCCCGAUCAAAGAUUUGCCGAAGAAAAUGCCAAAUCUCACUUUUAAAGUUACCAAUAAUCUUCAAUCAAACGCUCCAGUUGCAAAAGAGUUGCCCAAGGCUGAAGCGUCUUCUAGCGGCUUCAUGUCCAAUCGGGUAGUUGUCGUAAAAAGUAAAACUAAAGCGAGCAAUGAAGUCCUGACCAAUUCCGAUGUUAACAAACAAGUUUGUAAUGAGGCCAGUAGCGAAUCUUCCGACACCGGGCAAGGCCUUUCGUCUUUCUUCAAUAACCGUAAAGUGUUGAAGAAAGACAACAACUUACUUAAUACGAAGCUUGUGGUUGUUAAUAAUUUGUCAGCUACCAUAAAUCAAAACAAAUUGAUGGCGUUGUCUCAGGGCAUAGGGGAAAUACAGCAACUACGAGUGGAUAAGCAAGAGCGACAAGCAACAAUUUUGUUUAAAUCUGUUGCAUCCGCUCAUGCGUUUUAUAAGAAAUAUCAACGGCGCAUACUUGACGAUUUAUCUGUGAUCGAAGUUAAGCUAGAACCUAUGUUAUAAAAUAUCACUUCAGGUAUUGUUAUUUAUGCUUUAUAAAUUUAAAUACAUAUAGUAGUUUGUAAUAUUAACAUUUUUGUUGAACAUAUUUUCCUAUAUAAAAUGAUUUUCUUUUAAGAAGUCAGUAAAUUUGCCAUACACGAUCAGAUUGACACGGAGUCAACAUCCACACUGCAAAGGUAAUUUUGACAGUCCGUGACGAUUUUUUCCAGUCAAUUGUUCUAAACCAUGUUUUGACCAGGUUUUAUUAUGAGAUUGAUGGUGUUGAACUAUUUGAUCGUGUAUGAUUGGACUUCAGAUAAUAAUGAAAAUAACGUGUGUUUUAAGCUUGUUUCAAAAUAUUUACGAUGUAUUCCAUUUUACACUUUGUGACAAAGUUACAGUAAAUUUAAUUUCCCUUUGUAAAAUUAAAAAUAAGCCUUACACACUUGAUUACUUGAAAUAUAUUGUUGAAUUUAGCGCAUCUGAAAAUUCAUAAUAUGGAAGAUUGAAAUGUAUAUAACUUAACAUCUAUUAGUUAAUUAUAUCCUGUAUCAUUUAAUUAUGUAGGUAAUAAAUUUUUACAACAUUUUUUUUUAAUUGAUGUUUCAUUGAGUGUGUAAUUGGUAGUUCCGUCACGAAACGCAUAUUAUUGAAAUAUGUGUAAAAAUGAAUGUGAAGGUAUAAAAUAAUUUUAUGUCAUACUUGUAAAGAGAAUGCUACAUUGUAUGCGGAAUUUCCUUCAAUUGUGUAUUUUCAUUUUUAAGACACGUAUGUAGUUACUACUAUACUUAUGCGCUCGAGAUGUUAGUUUUGUUUUUGUUUUCUAUUAUAGCCACUACAGUAAUUUAGUACUGUUUUGUUUGAAUCUUAUAUUUUUUUGUAUUUUUAAUAAGUCUUACGUAUUCGACAUGUGCCGAUAUAGUCUAAUAUUUUUGUAUUAAAUUUGUGUUGCAGUAGAAAUCUUAUGAAAUGUUUAUAAAGGAUUAUUUGAAAACAUAAAUAAAGCAUGAGCUUUAAAUAGAUCAAGGGUAUUAAUUUCCACAAAUCAGCGAAAGAGAAAAAACUUGGCUGCUUGGCUUAUCCACAAGACUGCAUGGAAACUUGAGAAAAAACUGGGUACCUCUUAAAAAACCAUGAGAAAAUACAAGUACGGACAGGGGCGAUAAAUGAAACAGUUGCCAGUAUUCCAGGGUAGCAGGCAUAGUACACGCGGGUUGCACGUAUGCGGUCCGGGUAGAGUUAGGUUGGUAAUCACUGUUGGGUCUUGAUUAGAUAUUUGUAUCUAAAUACAUUUUCUAGAUACAAAUUUGGUUAUCUAUUGUACAUAGAUAAAAUCAGAUUUAAGCACAAAAUAUCUGUAUCUAAAUAAAAAAUAAAUGCCAUAAAUACAGA